Messenger RNA from Nematostella vectensis (starlet sea anemone), 2882 nucleotides. Its product is annotated as neurexin-4. The record is from RefSeq and is a predicted model, not a curated record. The coding region runs from base 46 to 1044 and encodes 332 amino acids. NCBI's taxonomy places the organism in Eukaryota, Metazoa, Cnidaria, Anthozoa, Actiniaria, Edwardsiidae. Gene Ontology annotation, biological process: regulation of GTPase activity. Gene Ontology annotation, molecular function: extracellular matrix structural constituent. The transcript has 3 exons.
AGACCCUCUGGUCAGGGCUGACACGUUUUACUCUGAACCCCAGAAAUGCCUUCUAUCAUAUUAUUCAGAUUGCUUUUCAUCGCAAUAAUUUCACCAUCAUUUUCACAAACAAUCACCGAUAUCUCAUCUCCCGAAAGAGAAAAGGAAGUCGAUUACUUUGUCAAAUUUUUGGGCUCAUUUUUAAACGCGACCGUUUUGCAUAACGUUUUUGUAAGACACGCCAUUGAUUGUGGCUUCGAGUGCCAACAGAGGCAAGGAUGUGCUUCGUAUAACAUCGAGCGCCUGGCGAGCAAGGUUCACUUAUCGUGUGUGUUGCUAAAGGCGAGAAAAGGAGAUGUUGGCACCGAGCUACUGGCGGGAAGCGACACAUUUGACCAUUACAGCAAGAUGUCUUGCAUGGCUGAGGGCGGGAUAAUAAGGACCGACUAUUGCAAUAUGGGGAGAACAUGUGGGCACAUCAAAACAGAAUACCCGUCUUCCCCCAGUGGACAUUACGUGAUUGACCCCUCGGGCGAAGAUGGGGAACCCCCAUUCCCGGUAUUCUGUAACAUGACGUCACAAUUCGGUCCUGGCGUGACAGUGAUAGGUCACGACAGCGAAGGUCGAUUCCACGUUAACGGAAACUAUAUGAACCCCGGAUCCUACAAGCGUGAUGUCACCUACAAUCACGUGACGGUCACGCAACUCAAGGAACUGACAGCCAUGUCAAGCCGUUGCGAACAAUUCAUCCAGUACGAGUGUAAAGGGUCCGCUCUUGUUCAAAAGGGCAACUGGUUUAAUUGGUGGGUAUCACGUGAUGGAGAGAAAAUGACGUCAUGGGGUGGUGCUCCGUCGCGUAGCAACAAGUGCGCAUGUGGGGUGACUGGAACAUGCGACGACGCCGCCAAUUCAUGCAACUGUGAGAGCAAUGACAACGUUUGGCGGGAAGACAGCGGGUUUCUUACAGACAAGGAAGCACUGCCUGUCAUUCAACUAAGAGCCGGGGAUGUUGAUGCAUCUAUCGAAGAAGGGUAUUACACACUAGGCAAACUGAUGUGCUAUUAAACACCCAAGAGGAAGUAGAUAAAUUGGUGUCGUAUAGAACGCUAUGAACAUUAUGUAACACACAAGAAGAAGUAGAUAAACUGGUGUGUUACUGAACGCUAUGAACACUAUGUUACACACAAUAGUAAGUAGAUAAACUAAUGUGUUAUUAAACGCUACGAAUACUUUGUAACACCCAAGAAAAAGUAGAUAAACUGGUGUGGUAUUGAACGCUAUGAACACUAUGUUACACACAGAAGGAAGUAGAUAAACUGGUGUGUUAUUGAACGCUAUGAACACUAUGUUACACACAGAAGGAAGUAGAUAAACUGGUGUGUUAUUGAACACGAAGAACAUCAUGCUACACACAAAAAGAUAUAUAUAUUAUAUAUCUGGAUUGACGACGCUUCUAUUAACGUUAUUGAUGACGUCAUAAUCACGUGACCAUAUUGGUGGACCCCCUUUGACAUCAACAUGACACCUACCGAGUUUGGUUGUCAUACGAUGUUUUACUUUUAGUCAUCGAUGACGUCCCGUGAUCAUCUUAUUGCACACCCCUGGAAACAUAAAUGACAACUACCAAGUUUGGUUGGCGAACGAUAUUUUUUUCAUGAGAGAUAUUUUUUAGGAGAUAUGAAUAUAGACGAACACAUUUCACUGUCCCCGCCUUUAACAAUCUCUCUAUUUUUUACCACUAUUCAGCGGACACCGUUGUUACUUUUUACGAGACUUUCUUAUAAUAAUGCCAUGGAAACCCCAAAAGACAUAACCACAGGUAGCCCAGGCUCUCGGCGAUUGUAGGUUUAUUACAGACAUGGCAAGGUCAAACUGAUGCGAAGCACCCUAUCCCGGCUGGUAGAAUUUGGCAUGGUAGAAUUUCCCCACGAACGGCCUAUCGAGCGUCGCUAAGAAAGAUUCUCGCCGCUCAAACGGCAAAACGGGGAUGAAUAGACGAUUAAAAGGUAUGGUUGGAAAGAUAAAUAUGUGUGCUAUGAUUCUGCGAGGUUUAUUUUGCCGUGCGAGUCUGGAUUUCGAAAAGAUCGGUGGAUUUGUCGAGCACUUUGGAAUUUGGCGGUUGUCGGAGUUUGCAACCUUUUCUAUUUUAUAUACAGAAGGCGACGGGAAAAAUUCGCAGCGGCUAAAAAAAUGGCAAAUAAUGGCGGGUUUGAGUAGCAGCAACGUCAAGCUACUGUUUUAUUUUCAAAUCAGCAUAUUUAUUUCAACGAGAUUUGUUCGCUCAUAUAAACUCCUACACUCGCCGUGAGCCUGGGCUACCUGUGACAUAACCACCGACGAUUAUUCACUGCAUAGAACAUUUAUUUUACAGAAUGGUGAAACAGCAACAGUAAGCAAAACACGUGAUUCUUGCUCAGUACAUGUCGCAUAGGAUGAAUGAUUUUAUAAGGUUAUUUUAAUAACCCAAAUUGUUAUAACUACUUUGAGGUCAUAAUUAGUAUUUACGAAACCGUGAUUCAAGUCCCAUCGAGGACGAUUAAACAAAUAUUGAAGACAUUAAUCUGACGCCUUAGUAAAUUUUCCCAUAAGACAUAGUGAACGAGGAACUGCCUCUUCUUUUUGCUGGCGCAAAUGACAUUCUAUAUUCUAAAAAAUUAGCAGGACAAAACAAAAUAAGCGACUAGUUGAACUACGUAGAUCGGGAUCACAGCAUCGCAGUCUCUAAUAUAAUUAGCCUGUACAUCUACGUAAGCUGAAAUUUAACUAAAAUCAAGAGAUCAAUUAAGCACAUCGCAUGACUCACAUAGCAUGUUGUCAUGCCUGACCCCGGGCUAUAGAAUAUUUUGACUCCAUAAUAUUUAAUGUCUAUUUAGUGAUGAAUAAAGAACGUUUUCCCACGUAAA